Molecule: messenger RNA, 3656 nt
Organism: Acaromyces ingoldii
Lineage: Eukaryota; Fungi; Basidiomycota; Exobasidiomycetes; Exobasidiales; Cryptobasidiaceae
Exons: 3
Coding region: 1-3456 (1151 amino acids)
Biological process (GO): DNA-templated transcription; regulation of DNA-templated transcription
Molecular function (GO): zinc ion binding; DNA-binding transcription factor activity, RNA polymerase II-specific; DNA binding
Source: RefSeq, a predicted model, not a curated record
AUGUCGACCCUCAUGGACAACGGAGAACAGGCGCGGCCGAAGCGGAUGCAAGGUGUCAGCUGCGAUGCCUGCAAGUUCAGAAAGGUCAAAUGUGACCGGCGUGCCAAGAUUGAGCGAAAGCGAGAGGAACACGCCAAUCGAGGCCUCAAUCUCGAUCACCUCGAAGAUGACGUCGCGUGCAGCGUCUGCACGGCACACGGCCUUCGGUGCACGUUCACUUCCGUCACCAAGCGUAGGCGCGGACGUCGUAUCGUCGAGAUUCAGCGUGGACAGCUUGAAGGUCUGCCUGGGAGUGGCAAAGAUGAAGCGCACGGUGGCGACGAUGAUGAUUUUGACGAAGGUGCCCUAAAACGUGGAGAGAGAAGGAAACCCAGCGACACCACGCGGGGUGCAAUCGAGGGCCCAUCGCCCGUUGCUGGGUCAAGCCGGGGCGGAGGCUUAUCACUACAACCAGCUAGCAAAGGCCUCUUUCAAGUGUCCGGCCUAACACGGGCCCUUCUGGAUGCCUGCGUCAUGGCCUACUUUCGCUAUUCAGCGCCCUGCAUGCCCAUCCUGCACGUCGACUCCUUCCAAGCUCGCUAUGCAGCCUUUUUUGCGAUCUACGAGGGCAACUACAACAUGAGCAUGCCCAACGUCGAGCAGCCCUCGUACGGCGAUCAGCUGCAGCCGAUCAGUGAGAUUCUCCUGCUGGCUGUAGCAUGCAUCGGUGCCGGACUCCUGGAGCCUCCCAUCGCUGAGGUGGGCUCCUCCGCCAAGUUUCAGCUUCAAGAACGCAUAGCCCUGCGGUUCCAGGAACACCUACGACACGACGGAUGGGGCGACGACUACAGCAAUGAGCGGACUGACGUCAUUGAGGCCGUGUACAUCAUGUCGGACCCGCAGCUGGCCAUUCUUGACGAGGAUGAGCCAUUUGCCGGCUGGGAUGUGCCCGCAGAUUACCGUGACAAGUUCAAGCGAUCGCCGAGAGACCCGCUUCGACUGAGCCCGACGUCGCACGAGGCUGUUGUCAGACUCAUGUUCAAGCUGGGCAUCAACAGAAGGCCGAAGCGAAGAAAAGACUGCCCACCGGGCGACGACCGCGUCUGGGAGGCCCUGGACGGCAGCUACGUCUCGGAGCGCGAAGUGUUUAGAAGAGUUCGCAUCUUUUGGUCGGCCUUUUGUCAGGAUACCUUUCGCUCCUUUGGCCAACGCAGGAGCCCACUCAUCAACGACGACGAUUACGACCAGGAUCUGCCUCGAUGGCUGCCCCGGAACGAUGGCGACUUUAAUGCGUACUUCUUUGCCGAUGCCACGCGUGAGAAGACUGGGCAACAUAGUGACGACUUGGCGGCUUUCAGCACCGAGUUCUCGCCCUUUACGCCCAGCAGAUUUGCGAGCGCCGACCCUUCACCAGCAUCGUGGGGCAUUCAGGUGCCUCGCUUCUCCCGCUUCGAUGCCUAUCAGCUCGAGACAAUGCUUAGGAUGGCCUUCAUCGUAAGGGCUGUCUCCAUCCGCUUCGUAUCGCCCAGGUCUCAGGGUCGUGGGGUGUUGACGUCUGACGUGGAGCGCGCGGUGUUUUCUUUCAAAGCUUGGCGUGCUCAGUUGCCGUCGGAAGUGACGUGGGAGGUGCAAAGUGCGCCGCUCUUCGUGACAAAGCGCAUGGGCAAACAUGCCUCGUCCAAUAUGGUAGCCAUGCGUAAUUCGCUCAAGACCCUCUUCCUCGAAUCCCUCUACCUGGGCCAGGUCCUGGGUACUUGGGCUGCUGUCGACGACUUCGGCCUCCGCAUAGACGUCGACGUGACCGAGGCGGCCCACAUGUUUGCCAUCAAGCUGGGCAUGAACACCUCGGGAACAUCGACCAUUCCCGGUGCACCCCGAAGGAGUCAAAUGGCGCCCGAAGACGUCCGCAGGAAGGUUCGAGCCCAGCUCGACGAGCUUGUUGCUGCUAGCUUCUUUCGGAUUGCAAAGGUCCACAAGGAAGCAGCUGAGCUGGGCUUGCUGAGAGCCAAUCGCAGCGUCUUGAUGAAUGUCGCCAGUGCCUACUGCGUCUGGGGAUGCGGCUUGGCUAGCCAUCUCCUGAAGGCUUCUGGUGGUGGACUGCAAUCGUCGAUGCCCUCUCCAUCGACUUCGUCCUCUGGUCCAACAGAGAUAAAUGGGCCGUCGCUCACCGCCGCAGACGUCCUUUCGAAGGCAGAGGACCUCAUUGUAGCAGUCGCAAGCUGCGAUUCCUGCGAAGACGCUCCUAAGGUGGUCACUCAGCUACGCCUGAUUCUACAAAAGACAAGGAGUGAAGCGCCCAUGACGGCGGAAGACGCCAUUUACCACCACACUCCUGGUCUCACCGAUAGAGUCAACAAAGCCAUGUACGAAGCCUCACGUCGGGAAGCCAGUUCGAGCCAGUCGCCGUCGGCAUCGACAAAUAGUUCCGAAGCAGCAGCAGCGCCGGCGACAUUCCCCAAUUCGGACGAGUGUCGGGACCUGAUCAAGAGCUCCUCAUCUGGCCCAGCAAAGUUCGAGUCGCUCUUCUCUCGUCGAGAUGAGAGCCGCCGACCCAUGGCUGGCUCGACGUCGUCUUCAGCCGAUCUCGAAGGGCCGAAGAAAGAAGAGCAGCAGUAUGCCGCGACGGCACCCGUCGAACAGCCGCCUGGCAAUCUACCAUUCUUGUUCCACUUCUCGGGCACGAGCGAGAAGUUGGGAGGAAGUCCUUCGAGCGGACAGUCUGGACCCAAGAUGCAAGUCGAUGAAGUGGAGCUCCUUUCUGGAAAGGCCGAGCAGGCUGCCAGAGCAGCCCAAAGCAACAACAGCGUCACGCCUGCCAAUCUCGGCUCUCUGGCUAUUCAGAAUAACCAGAUCAGCAAUGCCACGACGCCAUCCUCUACCAUGUCGUCAAGUGUUGGGACGAGCGGGCAGCAGCAUUCGCCAAGCGUCGACUUCGACGUGCCAGUCGUCGAUCCUCACUGGCUCGCUCAAUUUAUGUCUGAGGAGCCCCAAAUGGACCUCAUCGGUGGUGUGCAGCUCGGUGCUCAGCUAGACGCUUUACCAAAUCCCGCACAGGCGUUCUACAGCGCCGACAACUCGAGCUCGAAUCCGUUUGCCACGGCACCCUCCUCUGUUUCGCCCCAGUCUUCUUCUGAACAUUCGCAGCACCAGCAUGAUUAUCAUCAAUACCAGCAUCAUCCGCAGCCUCCUUCUCAGCAGCAACACCCGCGAAACCAGCAGCAGCAGUAUCACCAGCCAGCUCAAGCACAAAGCUUCCAUCUGCAACAAGGAGAUCCCUCGUCGUUUGCAAGCCCUUCCUUCACUUCCGCUGGCGAGAAUCAAAGUACGGACCGGCAAUGGGCGAACAUCAUGGCUGCGUCCGAUGCUCAACUGUGGGCCGGUGCUGCUUGGGAAGGCUUUGAUUUCGACAUGACAAACGGCACCUCGGACAGUGGUGGCGCAUAUGCACAGCAGUCAUCUUCUGCCGAUGCUUCUUGAAAUUGCUUUCUUUACCCACCAUGAGCGUCGGCGUCCUAUGCCUUCACUUGCUCUUGAUUCUCAGUGCCUCAUGUGUAUUCCAUCUUUUCUCUCUCUUUCGUUGCGUCGGCUUGUAGAUCAUCCCAGUCCCUCACACCGAUAUUUGCACGCUAUUUUGCAAGGCAUCCUCUCUGCCUCGAGCCUCACACUGAAAGCAAGUC